Messenger RNA from Sinocyclocheilus grahami, 3341 nucleotides. Its product is annotated as transient receptor potential cation channel subfamily M member 5-like. Gene Ontology annotation, molecular function: calcium-activated cation channel activity; ligand-gated calcium channel activity. Gene Ontology annotation, biological process: calcium ion transmembrane transport. Lineage: Eukaryota; Metazoa; Chordata; Actinopteri; Cypriniformes; Cyprinidae. Gene Ontology annotation, cellular component: plasma membrane. The record is from RefSeq and is a predicted model, not a curated record. The transcript has 24 exons. Bases 111 to 3191 code for a protein of 1026 amino acids.
CCCAGGCCAAAGUUAUAGCUGUUGGUGUUGCGCCCUGGGGAUUGAUUUACCAACGUCAGCAACUCGUAAACCCACAGGGUAGUUUCCCAGCGCGGUACUAUGUGCACAACAUGCCCCAUGAAUGCAGCUGCCUGGACAACAACCACCAGGCCUUCCUCUUGGUGGAUGGUGGGAGUGUAGGACACAGAGGUAGUGAAACAAUGUUCAGAGCCAACCUGGAGGACUUCAUAUCCCAUCAGCGCACUGGCAUCUGGGGUAGUGGAAGCAUUGAGAUUCCUGUUUUGUGUGUGCUGAUCGCAGGAGAUGCUGCAAUGCUAGAGAGAGUGGAUUUAUCUCUGAAAAACACCACUCCAUGGUUGGUGCUGGCAGGCUCGGGUCCAGCGGCAGACCUGAUAGCAGCAAUACUGAAGGAUCUCAACAUACCUCUGAGUCCACCAGUGAGUCCCACUUUACCGACCGCUGCCGAGGAAAGCAGGAAAAGUGCCAGUGUUGAGCUAAGGGACCAAGUGAGAGAGAAAAUGAAGAAACACUUCCCUUCUGUAACUGAACUGGAGAAGCUUGUGGAUCAGGCACUCAGUAUCUAUCACAACCGAGAUCUGAUCACUGUGUUUCAUGGAGACCAGGAAGGGCGAGAUGAUUUUGACAGAAUCAUCCUUAGAGCUCUCGUAAGAGCUGCUAAACGGGAUGCUAAUGAUCCUAGCGAGUACACUGAAGAGCUGAAACUGGCAGUGGCCUGGGACAGAGUGGAUAUUGCCAAGAGUGAACUCUUUAAUGGUGGCAUCCAGUGGAGGUAUGAAGACCUGGAGGAAUCAAUGACUGAUGCGCUGGUGAACGACAAGCCCCAUUUUGUGCGUCUGUUUGUGGAAAACGGCUUAAAUAUUCUGGAUUAUUUGACGUAUCAUCGUUUAGAGAGUCUUUACAGCUCACUGUCAGACUGCAAUCUGGUGUCCUCAUUCCUCCAGAGGAGGCUGCAGGAGCGAGUGGGCUUAGUUGGCUCUCAGACCCGCUUAGCUUUACCUGAUGAGAAUUACUCUUUCAAGAGCCACGCCACCACCCUCACCACCCCGUCUGCUGCCCGAGACCUCACCCUGUAUGAGGUUUCACGGGUGUUAUCAGAAAUCAUGGAAGAUGUCUGCCAGCCAUUUUACUACACUCCUCUUGGAGUAGAACAGGGAUGGGCCUCAAGGAAAGCAAUGAAGCAUGUGAAUAAGUUGCUGCGAACUGAGAGUGUGUACCGGAAACAGCGCUGUAUGUCUCCCUGGAUAGCUCUGUUCAUUUGGGCUGUUCUUCAGAAUCGCAGAGAAAUGUCUAUCUACUUCUGGGAAAUGGCGGGGGAGUCGGUGCUAAGUGCUCUUGCUGGGUGUAAGAUAUUAAGAGAGCUCGCCAAGUUGGAGACAGAGACUGAGACCAAGCUUUCCAUGAAAGAACUUGCUCAAACCUUUGAGAAUCUGGCACAUGAUGUGUUCAGUGAGUGUUACCAGAGCAAUGAGAGCCGCUCUUUCAAGCUUCUCAUCAGACAGUCACCUGUAUGGGGUAGCGCCACCUGUCUGCAGAUGGCCACCGCAGCUGACGCCCGCCUCUUCUUCAGCCAUGAUGGAGUGCAGACUUUACUGUCAGAGAUUUGGUGGGGGGACAUGGACAGCAAUACAGAAGUGUGGAAACUAGUCCUCUCAUUUUUCCUGCCUCCCUUGAUCUACACCAACCUCAUCAGUUUCAAGGAGCAGGAGAAGGACGAAAAUCCAGAGGAAUUUCAUCAGGGUAAAGAAUUAGACAGCGUCGAAGGAGCCGAGUCGUUGGCUGAUGUUAUAAACACGGAGGACGACGUGGAGGAAUGUAAAGCUUUAAGAGGAAAACCGGAAGCAUCAAAGGCGAUCACUCUAAAACGGCCUUUUUUAUUGCACCGAUGGCGGCAGUUCUGGUUUGCACCGGUCACUUCGUUUCUAGGCAACGUUUUGAUGUACUUCCUCUUCCUUCUCUUGUUUGCUUACAUCCUAUUGGUUGACUUCAAGCCCCCGCCUCCCGACGGACCUGCCCCCUCAGAGCUUGUGUUGUAUUUCUGGGUUUUUACUCUGGUCUGUGAGGAGAUUCGACAGACGUUUUUUGUAGGAUCUACCACUGUACUUCAAAGGAUGAAGUUGUACAUCCAAGACAUCUGGAACAAGUGUGACAUCACGGCCCUCGCGCUCUUCAUUCUUGGGCUUAUCUGCAGGAUGUUUCCAUGGACGUAUCAUUUCGGUCGUGCGGUACUGUGUGUCGACUAUGUGGUCUUCACGCUCAGACUCAUUCAUAUAUUUGCAGUUCACAAACAACUUGGUCCCAAAAUAAUAAUAGUUGGGAAAAUGGUGAAAGAUGUGUUUUUCUUCCUGUUCUUUCUGGGGGUGUGGCUAAUGGCAUAUGGAGUAGCCAAUCAGGCACUGCUGUACUCCUAUGACUCUCGUCCUGGUUGGAUAAUUCGGCGCGUGUUCUACAGGCCAUACAUGCACAUAUAUGGGCAGAUACCACUGGAUGAAAUUGAUGCUGACAAGCGACAGGAGAGAGAGUGUACAGAUAAUGUCACGCUCAUCCAUCAGGGGGCGGAGCCAUGCCCACAGUCUGAUGCUAACUGGCUGGUUCUUAUUCUGCUGUCAGUCUACUUGUUGGUCACCAAUAUUCUGUUGGUGAACUUGCUCAUUGCAAUGUUCAGUUACACAUUCAAUAAAGUCCAGGAGCACAGUGAUGUACACUGGAAGUUCCAGCGCUACAACCUGAUCGUGGAGUACCACUCGCGCCCCUGCCUCUCCCCGCCCUUCAUCAUCAUCUCCCACCUCCAUAUCUUCUUCAAAAGAGUCAUUCAGAGAUUGCCCUCCAAUAAGAGCCAACACUUUAUGUUGGACCUGAAAAGCAAAGAGGCCAGUUUGCUAAACACAUGGGAGUCGACACUGAAGGAGAACCUGCUUUCCACACAAGGAAAGAAACAACGAGAGAGUGACACGGAGCGGCUCAAACGCACCUCCACAAAGGUGGACAGCGUCCUGAAGCAGAUGUCGGAGAUUUGCGAUCACGAUCGCAGGUUGAGAAAACUGGAGUCGGAGGUGGAGUACUGCUCUACUGCCCUCUCUUGGAUAGUGGAGGCGCUGUCUCAGAGCGAUUUUGUAAAGCAGACAUGUCCACCUCCUCUUCCUUCCAAAGUCUUCACCAGUGGCCAUCUGUAAUGACCCUGUCCCCUUUUGAGUAGCAUUUGAUUCCUAGGUUGGCAUGGUCUUAGUCUCCUACAAGCCUUACAUGGCAAGAGCUGCGGUCGAUGAGGAUCAGGUUUUCAUCUUCAGUAAGUGUGGAGUGAGAGUAGGGGGGGACUUGACUCU